CCUCCAGAAACAGACCUUGUGUUAAACCACUCUGGUAAAAAGCUUCAAGAAGUUCCAACAACUUCAUUCCUCCACCAGUAACGUGAACAUCAUGUCUACAUGUAGUAGCAGUCGACGGGAGAUUGAUCAUUUUGGGACAGGUAACAAAGCUAGCAACCAGGUAAGCUAGCAGCACCUGUUGCUAGCCAAAAGCUGAGCAACCAAUUAGCGACGUCACAGGAGGCAGCAUUGACGAGUAUACAGAUCUACUAUGGAGUCCAACGACAGCACGGACGAGCGGCGCAGUCAAGUAGCGUGGACGUGGGAUCAUCCUGAGAAAAAUUGCUUCCUGGAUGUGAGCCUGAAACUCUCACUCACAGAUGCUGGGCAUGUGAGAGCUGAACAGAGAGCUCCCAACACAGAGCCAGUUUUGUGAAUGUGAGGGAUACUAGGAACCAAUUUGUGAUGAUAUCCAUCCAGGCAGAGGGUCAGAAUGGCAUGAUGACACACGGCCUUUUCCUGGACUGACACGUCAGACUGCUCUUCGUCUGCGCCUUUCAAGAUCAUUACAUCAUCUGAAAUCCCCUGGUCAUCAGAAAGGUGUCUGCAAGAGCUGUCAGAAACAAAUCUGAUGGAAGCAGGGGCGAGACGGAGAGAGAGUGUGUGGCAGCCAGCGAGCAAGCGAUUAUUUCCAAAUGAGUGAAUAUUGGAUUGUAUUAGAUUUAAGGCUGCCACGAAGGCAUGGCAGGGGCCUCGUUGACACGCCGGUCUGAUAAUCUUUAUUGGUAAAACUAGUAAUUUAGAACAAAUCUCUAAAACCAAACCGAAAAUGCUAUAAUGAAUCAAAGCGAACUUUAAUCACACGGCAUAAAAGACAAAUAACACACAAUCCUAAUUACGUCUAAUUAAACCAUCUUUGUCCUUGAUUGCAUCGUUUUGUAUCUUGUGAAAAGAGAAAAUGUCUAAACAUUGUUUUAAACCUGCAUCCUGUAAUAAUGAUCUUUUUCAGCUUGGUGAAGUUUAGACAGCGUUGUUCAGAUGCAUCACAGUUUGGGUCACUAACGACCUUUCGCCUUGUUGUCCUAAACUGGUCCUGAUGCUGGGAUGUACGUGCUGCAACCAAAGGUCCCCAGCACUCUGACUGCGAUAGCUGUGGGGAUCUGUGAGCACCUGCGCGUCUGUCCUCAGGGAUACACCUGCUGCACGUCCGAGAUGGAGGACAAACUCAACCAGCAGAGCAAACUGGAGUUCGAGAACAUGGUGGAGGAGAGCAGCCGCAAUAUGAGGGUGACAUUUGUCUCCAGGCAUAAAAAGUUUGACGAGUUUUUCUUGGAGCUGCUGGACAACUCUGAGAAGUCUCUCAACAGUAUGUUCACGCGGACGUACGGGAAGCUGUACAUGCAGAACUCGGAGGUGUUCCAGGACCUGUUCACCGAGCUGAAGCGCUACUACACGGGGGGCAACGUGAACCUGGAGGAGAUGCUGAAUGACUUCUGGUCCCGGCUGCUGGAGCGCAUGUUCCAGUUGCUCAACUCCCAGUACCACUUUACAGACGACUACCUGGAGUGCGUCAGUAAAUACACGGAUCAGCUCAAGCCGUUCGGAGAUGUGCCCAGGAAGCUGAAGGCCCAGGUCACCAGGGCCUUCAUCGCCGCGCGGACGUUUGUGCAGGGGCUGAUGGUGGGCCGAGAGGUCGCCAACAGGGUCGCUAAGGUGAACGUGGUGCCAGCGUGCGUCCGGGCCCUGACCAGGAUGCUGUACUGUCCCUACUGCCGCGGCCUCCCCGGGCUCAAGCCCUGCCACAACUACUGUCACAACGUCAUGAGGGGCUGUCUGGCCAACCAGGCCGACCUGGACGCCGAGUGGAACCUCUUCAUAGAUGCCAUGUUACUGGUGGCAGACAGGCUGGAGGGACCCGUCGACAUUGAAGCUGUUAUAGAGCCAAUCGACAUCAAGAUCUCUGACGCUAUCAUGACCAUGCAGGACAACAGCAUGGUAGUGUCAGCCAAGGUCUUUCAAGGGUGUGGUCAACCAAAGGCAUCAGUAAUGGGCAGGUCUGCACGAGGCAUCUCAGAUGUGUUCAAUACUCGCUUCAGACCUUUCACUCCUGAAGAAAGGCCAACCACAGCAGCUGGAACAAGCCUGGACAGACUGAGGGCUGUCUGGAAGACAAUGCAGCGCAGUGUGAGUGACAUCAAAGAAAAGCUGAAGGAGUCAAAGAGGUUCUGGUCCAACCUGCCUGAUGACAUCUGUGCCAAGGGCAAGCUCGCGGAGUCUGAUGAGGAGCAGUGCUGGAACAGCCACACUAAGGGCAGAUAUUUCCCUGAAGUGGUGAGGCAGGGUCUGACCAAUCAGCUCAACAACCCAGAGGUGGAUGUGGACAUCACCAGGCCGGACACGCUGAUUCGGCAGCAGAUCAUGGCUCUACGUGUCAUGACCAACAAGCUGAAGAACGCCUACAACGGGAACGACAUCUACUUCCAAGACUCCAGUGACGAGGGCAGCACGUCCGGCAGCGGCAGCGGAUGCUCCGACGGCUGCACCACAGAGUUGGUCUUUGUGGGGACAGAGGCUCCCGUGAUCGGAGCCGACAGGAGCGACGAGCGAGCGGCAGCCGCGGGCAGGUCGCUCCCCCGCGGACCCUCCCUAGCGCUGGUGAUGGGCGCCGUGGCGGUGACGCUCUGGGCGGCCCAGAGGUGGAGAUAAUACCAGAGUGGGGCGCGGGCGCUGACGUUGGUGCUGUUACAACACAGCCGGUUCCACUGCUGUUCUCCCACUGGACAUGUAGAACUUCCCGGACACCUGUUGACAAUGGCUUGCUGUGAGGUAGGACUGGAAGCGAGGGCAGUGCUGCAUCCUGCUCGUCCCCCAAAGAAUGCUCGGUGCCAUCACUGAACCAGCUUUCACAUCUCUGAGAAAUGAAACCGUGGUGUUUUGAAAAGCUUCUGUUUUAGAAAGUGAAGCCAUCCUGCGAUGGUUCUGUUCUGCGGUGGUGAUUUUUCCUUUUCUUUGUAUGACGAAGUGAAGACAAAACCCGUUUUUAUCCUAUUAGUCUUCUCCCCUUCACACAAAAGGAGGAAGUCUUACUGUGUGCAUGCAUGGAAAUGAUGUUAAGUGACAAAGCUCUUUUUCUGUUUGUUCUUAUGCAGGCGACACAGUGGUGGGUUGGUUGCUACAGGAUUGCACAUUGCUAGCUGGCGUCCCAUUCGCUCAUAUCAGUUUGGUUCCAGGGAGUAGCAGUCCUCACGGCCUCUCUAUAGUUGCACAUUUGAUUAUCUCUAAGGAAGUGCUAACAUACCGCACUACCAGAACUACUUUGCACAAAUUAUUUUUGUUGGCUUCAUAAGUUUAUAAAGCUACAGGAAAUAUCCACCCCAUAGAGAAAGAAGAUCUAUAUUUUCAGAUCAUUAAGUGAUUGUAUUGUACUUAUAAACACUUACAGGAAGCAUUUCCAUGGAAGGUGUAAUGUAACCUUACUAAUUUAGUUAACGGCUACAUUUUUAUAAAUGUAUUAUUUCUUUAUUUAACCACAGUAGGAUGAAAGAAAACUACAUUUCUGCAGCGAUGCUAAGCCAUUUAACGACAUUUGCCUGCUCACAAUGUUCACUUUCCUGGUUUACCCCCUUCAAAUCAACAUGCACCCAAACAGCUGCUUUUGAUUCAUCAGAGGUCUGAAAAAUAAACUUUCAUUUAUUUUCUUUAAUUAUUCAUGGUUAUGACUUAUUCUGUUGUUGAAACAAUAUGGAAGGACGCAGGUUGUAACACCUUUCCUCUGAGCUCAGACGCAGCCCUCUGACUGACACUUCCUCACACAUGAUGCCUGCGUGCUGCUGUUUGGCCGGGAGGAACCGACCCGCUGCCCCUCAGGCUACAGGUACUGUAGCAGAGGUGGUCCUGUUCGCUUGCGGGACGUGUACAAAGUGGGAAACUGAAGCGAGCAGCAUUGUGCCAAGAUUGGAGGGCUUUGACUGCAGCUCUUAGAUCUAGUGUUACUAUUCAUACCCUUCAUACAAUCUCCUACGGGUUUUGACCUCUAACAGGCUCUAGAGGCUCAGGGAGCAAAACCAAUAGGUCGCACUCCACCAACACAAUACAAUGGCCGUGACACAAGGUCACACAGGAAAGGCAAAUUACAGAAGUGUUGCAGGCGUGCUGGUGAAACCAACAAACAAAGGGGGCGAAUCUUCACAGUUACACAACAGGAUUUCCACGUCAGCCGCCGUUACGCUGGAGAAUCCAACCAUCCGAUCACAGGCACCUCCAGUGGUUCAACAUUGCCAGUGAGACAGUCUCUUGUGUCAGCGGGCGCCUCACCCACAGCCCAUCACUCCAACAAAUUACCAGCUGCUGCGAACAUCACAAAGAAAGUGUGUUUGGUGUGGCAUACUAAACAACGCCUGGGAGAAGGUCUCACCUCUCCCGCCAGCACACGAGGAAGCAGCAUCAAACCGCACCUUCCAGAAGCAAAAGAAAACAGGCGAUGCCUUAAAACAUGACGGGCGCAGAUGAACCGUGGAGAGAAAACUAGAAGGGACCUAAUAAAUCUCCUUUACCGAAGUUUGCGCUGGUAUCGGGCUCAUAAUAGACAGCACAAGAGGGUAAAGCCUGUUUAGCUCACGAGACCCAGAGGCGCCGCACAAAUCUCACUGCCGAACAGUUGACCUCUGUCUCCGCAGUCCCUGCAGAACCCGCUUCAGAGGAAAGCAGCCCAGCAGCAGCCGCCCACUCUAACCAGCAUGAUGCAAUUAGAUCAGUGAUGUGCAAAGCUUAAUUGGCAAAAGAGAAAUGACACUGAACUGAUUAUCUAAACGGACUCUCUGCUUGUAUCCACCUGUGUUUGUGCACAUUUCCAAUUUCUGAAUGUAAAUGCUGGAUAAUCACAAGAUGUAAGUCUUGAGGAGGAGACUUGGACCAUAGAUAAAAGCAGAAUGUGACAAAGUGCACUUAAAUCAGACACAGCCCCACGCGGCGUCCAUCAAAAAAGGAGAAAUGGUGGCGUGGUUUCACUUUCCGAUGGCUGGCUGCACAGUUUUUAAUUUUGUCAUCUCCCUGUGCCCUCAUCUCCUGUACGCUUUGACAGCUGAGGCCUAACAUCUGAUGUUCUUGUGACAUAGCUGAAAGGAAACAUGCCUUAAUUGCUGCUUUCCCUUCCAAAAAAUGCAAUUUAUGCCACAUAUGGAUUUUGGAGUUUAAAAAGUCCUGGAAACAAGGAAAAGAAGUAAUCACCAGCGAAACCAAGCAGCAGUAUCCAGAGACUAAGAACGUAGCGAUGGCUCCACGUGAUGCAUGUAACAGCGGGAGCUGAUGUGAGCUGAUAUGGCAGGAGUCAGAGGAAGCCGCGGGGUCAAAACCUGUACGAGGGGAAACAAAAGACAGUUCAUAUGUGUCUACAUUUAAAUCAUCAAUAUCUGAAAUAAUAAAUUGAAUUACAUGUAUUGUUUUCUGUUAUGGCUGCGCUCAUCACACUUUUACUUUUACAAUGGAGCCGUUGUGUUGCCUGCUGUCUGAUGGUGAGAGAGCCCUUCAUUACCCAGACUAACGGGCAGGAGGUGAAGAGGAAGGGCAUCUCUAACUAGUUAUAAUGUGUGAAUACUGGCAAAUUAACAUUAAAGUUAUGUUAAGCCUGAUGCAGAAACUGGUCCAUGGUCCAUGAAUGCUCAUUGGACCAGUGGAUCCAUGAGGCUCAUGCUUGUAUUUUAAUUUCAGCCUCAGAUACAGCUACAGAAAGCAUUCAGACCCUGCACUUAGUAGCUUUUGUUGCAAUUUAGCAGAAACUCAUCAGCAUUUUAUGGUUUUUCCGUGGCAAUAUAUAAUUUGUUUUGCAUUUUAAUGCUAAUUUAUAAAUUUUAAGUAUUAAAAUACAAUAUCAUUGAUAACGUAGGGAUUGGAUUAUAGGAGCUGGAGGAUCUGGAGUUAAAUCCAGGAUGUGCUGUCUUCAGAUCAGUUCAUCAGUGCACUUAAAUGGGUCACAUCGAUGUUUUACAUUCUAGCAGGGAGACAUACAGUAGCAGUGCAUUACUGUGAAGCAUGGGUUUACCUUUAGUUUUAGUUUAUUUGAAGCUAUAAAACUUACUUCAAACGGGGUCUGAAUACUUACUGAAGUGAUUUUGCUCUAAUUUUGAAAGUUAAGGUUCUUUUUUUCCAGCAGGUGUUACUGUAGGUGAAAUAUCAUGUUGUUUCCGAAAACCACGUUCAAAGAUUUGUGAAUCUUACAGUAUAAUUGGUGAAUUAACUGCAUACACUGAACCAAAAGCAAGAGAAAAGAGAUGCAGUUUAGAAGGUUACACUGUAUUUUGCUGCAGGCAAUCAGCGCCAUAUUCAUUCUGCUCUGAAGUAUUGAAGAAACGCUGUGGAGGCAGAUAUUCAGUCAGAACCAUUGGUUUAGUAUGUGAUGGUUAAUAACAGGAAGUUGGCCUUGCAGACACUGUUUGGCUUCCGCUCCGCUGCCUCUGCUUAACCACUAUGUUUGCAUCUGCAGCCAGCCGAUGGCUGAACGCACCCGCUAAAGCCUCCACUACAUCUGUGAUUGCAGCAAAACGAGGUCUGGCGGACGAGGCGCGUGUUUCCAAAACGUAGCGAAUACGAGGAAUCGAGAAACGAGAGUCCGACGCCGGUUCAAUCAGUACGAACAACAGGCUUCUCUCAUUACGAUGAGAAGGAUGUUUCUCAUUCUCCGCUGCCUUGUGUUCUUCUCUCUCUUCCUGACAAGCUGUUUCCCGACUGAACGUACAGUAUCACUGUCUGAAAUGCUUCAGCGCUUAACUUAAUUUGUCUGUAAGCCUUUUUUCUUGUCCCAUUCAUUCCUCCUGGCAGUUCAAAACCCGAAAGAGAAAAAAAGAAUCAAAUAACAUUGUGGCUGGUUGGAGUUUUUUUUUUUUUUCCUCAAACAUAAUGUUUAGAAUAAGAGGUGUUAUGCAAGGCAAGGUCUUCUCCACUUUGAUGUUAACGUUUGCUGCACUUUUGUUGAAACAUAUGCUGUGAGUGUGGUGCUGUUGUGAUUUGCAAACUCGAUGACGGAAGAGCACAUUGUUUUGGAGCUGUCAGUGCACGCCGCUCAAAGUGUUUUGGGGGAACGGACGUUGAUGGUUAUACAAGCAGACAUGCCUUACCAUUUUUUAAAGAACUAAAUGGAUUGCUUAUUUGGCUUUUGUUACACAUUCUUGUAUACAGAAAAUAAUACAAAGGUAAUAAUAAACAUUUUAUUAAAAAAAAAAACACUGUUUGCUGUAGUCGUCUCUGCUCUUGCGCCCUCUCGCUCUCGCUCUCUCUCUCUCUCUGUCUUCUCUCUCUCGCUCUCUCUCAAUUUCUCCCCAUUAUAUCAUUUGGAAACAUAUUGGUCUAUAUUUGCUUUUCAAAACCUUAUUCAUUUCAUUUACAUUCUAAUAUUCAGUCAAAUAUGUCACGGACACAUGCUGAAGCACUCACUGGC
Molecule: messenger RNA, 7408 nt
Organism: Betta splendens (Siamese fighting fish)
Lineage: Eukaryota; Metazoa; Chordata; Actinopteri; Anabantiformes; Osphronemidae
Product: glypican-6-like
Exons: 15
Coding region: 1084-2685 (533 amino acids)
Biological process (GO): regulation of signal transduction; regulation of protein localization to membrane; cell migration
Cellular component (GO): synapse; cell surface; extracellular region
Source: RefSeq, a predicted model, not a curated record